AAUCCACCAGAUGCAUCAAAUCUACCAUCAAUCAUCAAUCAGGCUCUGUCAUCAAUCCAUCUCUCCAUCCAUACCCAGCCAACCCACCCAGCCGGCAACCGUCGCGCAUUUGAAAUCUGAAAUCUGCAGGUAACGACACGAAAAGCAAGCAGACGCAAGACAGAGAAGCGUUGAACUUUUCUUCCUGCAAACGAAACUUCCUCGUCGUGAUGUCUCGAGACAGAACCAUGGUGCAUACCAUGACUUUUUCACCUCCCUCAAAACGGGACGACACCGCCUCCAAGCCUGUCACCGCCAAAACAGAAGUACUGCUUUUACAGCCCUUCUCACGGGCUCCACAACUGUGCUUUGAUGACAUAUCUGUGGGAACCGAGGCCAGCCAAUCCAUCAAAGUAUGCAACACAUCCGUCGUUGAGCAGACGGUUUUCAUUGAGCGUGUUCCUCGCAACAAAGGGUUUUCCGUCGAUGCUGAAGUCUUCAAAGUGGCACCCCGAGGACAUGAGACAUUGACUGUCAAGUGGAUUCCUGCCGACAAUGAUGCAAGCUGCAGGGUCACCAUCAAUGUGCGGUCGGACCAAGGGUACAAGGGAGGGCUGGUCGUGCUUGCAACGGUCAAGAAGUCUGUCAAGAGGGCCUCAAGACAACCACAAAAGCCCCGUACCAAAGUUCUGGCCCAGUCGCAACAGCUCAACCUUCCGCCGAGCGUUAAGGAAGCUGCACCGGCCCCAGCGCAUACAAAGAAGCGAAAAGUCACCGUGCCGCUGGAAUUUAAGUUGAAGACAAAAACACUGCACGGCAUCAGAACCAAACCUGUCUUCGCUCGACCAGCAGAAAAGUCUACACCAGUCCGUAAGGCCCAACAAACUGCCAAGACCGCUGACAAAGGUUCGGACCUGGUCCGCCGAGAGUCGUAUGUCUGCAUCACAGCUCACGAUGCAGUCCUCGCCGCUGCAGCAGCAGCAGCCGUGGGAGAAUUCGACGACAGCCUCGAUGCAGAAGGUACGUCUACGAUCAACAAGGAGAUCAGAGACUCUACUUUCACUCCGCCGUCGAGUCCACAGGACAAUGAGAGAGCGAGCGUGUGCAAGGGGGACACGUUCAACUCCGACCCCGACUUCAGUGCCAGGAUGGAGGAAUUUUAUGAAAAGGUCCUCCAGCACCUGGAUCCCAAUGCAGAUCCGAUGAAAUCUCCGUCUCACCACGAGUUCAGUCUGCGAAUGCAGGAACGUUACGAGAAAGCAUUGUCACGGUGCCCGUGUGAGUCGGGGUCCUUUGCCGCAGCGGGACCAGAAAAACAGCAAGACAGCACGCGUGGCCGCAAGUUUAGCACGCCGACGUUGCCCGACAUUGCUGAUGUCGUAGCACAGUUAGAUCAGGGUCUUAAUCUGGGGGGCGACACCAAUGACAGUGUCACCAGCUCGCUUCUCGACAUUAUCCGGAAGUAUGCUGACGAUGACGACGACGAACCCCUCAGACUGGAGGAGUUCUUCCCGGCAGAUGUCAGCAGCAUUUACGGGUCACCCUAGGGAGGCUCUCUAGCUCACCCUCGGCAUAUUAGUUCCUCCUGAUGUCGAGAAGGUGCCAAGUGAAUGGCAGCGUGCUUGGCAUAAAUAUUAUAAUAACUGUCAAGGUCACGUGACAAUUUUUUUUUUUAAAUCUUUAUCCUUUGCGUUUUCUGCGGGAAAAAGAGUGGCCAAUUAUAUUUUUAAAAAAUAAUGGUUUGUGCCACCUCCUUACCAGAAUGUCCCACACAAUACAGGCAACCCUUGAUUAUGAAUUUGCCAUUUCUAAGGCCUCAGAAGCCCUUGAAUUGCCAUAGUAGCCAAACAUGGUGUGUUUGGCUCAAAAAUCUGCAUAAAGUGCAUUUAAACUUUUAUUCUUUUCUAUUAUUAUUACUUUAGUCAUUUCAAACUUGAACACCACUUCAAGAAAAGUGGUGUUCUCAUCACUUCUCUUGAAUUCAGCAUCCAAUAUCGCAUGUUCUCGUCACUCUUCCCAAAGUGAAGAGAACUUGCGAUAUCACAUGCAGUAAAAAAUGCUUGCAUUAUCGCUAUUCACUUCGAACGACAGAUUUUGUGUUUUCUGAUUGCUUGAAGAAUGUCUCGGCACAUCAUUGAGAUCUCGAAUCUUUUAAAUAAAAAUGUGAAAACCAUG
Messenger RNA from Ixodes scapularis (black-legged tick), 2154 nucleotides. RefSeq lists its product as uncharacterized. Bases 210 to 1526 code for a protein of 438 amino acids. The transcript has 3 exons. NCBI's taxonomy places the organism in Eukaryota, Metazoa, Arthropoda, Arachnida, Ixodida, Ixodidae. The record is from RefSeq and is a predicted model, not a curated record.